AUGCCCCUAGCAGGGACUCCUGCUCCUCUUAAAAGGAAAAAGCCCACAAAACUCAUUGGGAAGCUGACACACGAAGUCAUGCCGCAAGAGGGACUGAACCUGGGGAAGAAGAUCAGCAUCCCCAGAGAUGUGAUGCUGGAAGAACUUUCUCUCCUCACUAACAAAGGAUCCAAGAUGUUCAAAUUACGUCAACUGAGGGUGGAGAAGUUCAUUUAUGAGAAUAACCCCGAUGCCUUCACCGACAAUUCUGUGGAUCACUUCCAGAGGUUCAUCCCACCAGGAGGGCAUUAUGGAGAAGAUGCUCAUGGUUAUGGCCACGGGCGGAUGGUAGGAGGAGUGACAGCAGGGCAUCAUGGCUCCAGUAAGCAGCACUAUUCCACCGUUCCUCCUAGGCCUGGAAGCAAAGGAGGUCCUGGAGACAGCGAAGGGGAGCAUGCAGAAAAAUCUGCUGGAAGUGCUGGAGAAGGAGGUCACGGUACCGAGAAAGAUGGAAAAUCAGGAGGCAAAAAACCUCUGUUUAAAACUUACAUCUCCCCCUGGGAACGAGCAAUGGGCAUCAGCCCUGAGGACAAAAGUCAAAUGACCAUUGACUUAUUAUCAUAUAGUCCCAAAGCUGAUUUCCCCCAUUACAAGUCUUUUAACAGGACUGCCAUGCCAUAUGGGGGUUAUGAGAAAGCAGCCAAACGGAUGACCUUCAAAGUGCCUCAGUUCGAUAUUUGCCCUUUGCUUCCAGAAUCUAUUGUGUUAUAUAAUCAAAAUUUCAGAAACAGACCCUCCUUCAACAGAACCCCAAUACCUUGGAUGCCUUCAGGAGAGUCCUCUGAGUACCACACCGACAUCAAUGUGCCGAGAAGUGGUGAAACAGAAGAGCUGUAA
Molecule: messenger RNA, 876 nt
Organism: Centrocercus urophasianus (Greater sage-grouse)
Lineage: Eukaryota; Metazoa; Chordata; Aves; Galliformes; Phasianidae
Gene: MYOZ1
Product: myozenin 1
Exons: 5
Coding region: 1-876 (291 amino acids)
Cellular component (GO): actin cytoskeleton; Z disc
Molecular function (GO): FATZ binding; actin binding; telethonin binding
Source: RefSeq, a predicted model, not a curated record